AGUUUUUCCCAUUACACUUUGUUCUAUUCACUUUGAUCUUUUCUGUCGCUGGUCGGCUAGAAAAUCACAAAACUAAUACUCAGCUCUUCUUGCUCAAAACUGUCAAUUGUACCCGGUACACAUAUUUUCAACCUUUAUAUCCGAAAAGAACAAGAUUAAUACCAGGAACACCACAAUAAUGGCAGCCGUACAACUGAACUUUACUCUCCGGACUUCGUCCAACUGCAAGACGGUGCAUCUGAUCGGCUCAUGGGAUGGCUACAAGAGUCAACUUCCUCUCUCCAAGGAUCAGACCAAACAAGGCGGCUGGAAAGGCACUUUCAGAUUCCAGGGCUCGACACUGAAGCCUGGCUCGAGAUAUUGGUACUACUACAUCAUCGAUGGUUACCACGUCUCCCACGAUCCAGCCCGCGAAUCCACAACAGAGCCCACUACAGGUCGCAAACUUAAUAUCUUAGAUAUUCCCUCAGCCAAGUCUCCAGCACCUCGUCCAGCACCAGCGCCAUCUUCAAAGUCACAAAGCAGCCACACCAGUAAACACACCCGCCGCACAAGCGAACACAUCCCCAAAGGCCGCUCCCUCUCACCAUCCCAAAUCAAAUGCCCCCGUCCAAACCGCCCACACGAAACCCGCACAAUCGCCCGCGAACAAUACAACGCCUCCUCCAUCGAUCGUCUCGCCACUAGACUCAAGACCACGCAAUUAGACUCUGACAGCGAGAGUGAUUCAGGUAGCGAUGUACCUUCCCUCACGUCUUCACGCUCCAGCGCCUCUUCAUCACCGUCCAGUGCGACAUCGAGGUCUUCAUCUGCUAGUUGUUGUACUUGCAAUCGCUUUGGCAUCACACGGUCGGGCAAUCGUGUGAAAUUGGAUUGUGGCGGGGAUGUGUGUAAUUAUGAUGAUGGGAGUGAUUGUUCGUCUGAGAGUGAGGAUGAAAAGAUGCAUCGUGCGAGGACCACGAGACGGCAAGGUAUGAUUGUGCGUCGCUGAGAGGAAGUACGCCAAUACGCCUCUAAAGUUCUGAGGUUGCUAUCGACGUUCAUUACGACAAUUCUUUUUACGAUGCAUGCACGACUUACGCCAUCCAUC
Molecule: messenger RNA, 1090 nt
Organism: Aureobasidium subglaciale EXF-2481
Lineage: Eukaryota; Fungi; Ascomycota; Dothideomycetes; Dothideales; Saccotheciaceae
Exons: 2
Coding region: 179-991 (270 amino acids)
Source: RefSeq, a predicted model, not a curated record